Molecule: messenger RNA, 951 nt
Organism: Chanos chanos (milkfish)
Lineage: Eukaryota; Metazoa; Chordata; Actinopteri; Gonorynchiformes; Chanidae
Product: zona pellucida sperm-binding protein 3-like
Exons: 8
Coding region: 16-951 (311 amino acids)
Biological process (GO): binding of sperm to zona pellucida; positive regulation of acrosome reaction; egg coat formation
Cellular component (GO): extracellular matrix
Molecular function (GO): acrosin binding
Source: RefSeq, a predicted model, not a curated record
CAACUGGAAGUAAAGAUGGACUUCCUCGGUAUUGGCAAACUUAUCAAGCCAUCUGAUAUUACACUGGGAGGCUGUGCUCCAACAGGGCAGGACGAUGACUCAAAAGUGCUACUGUUUGAAACUCCACUGCAUGGGUGUGGAAGCGCUCUACAGAUGUCUGAGAAUUUGCUAAUUUACAAUUUCGUUUUAACCCACAAUCCUACACCAUCUGGUGACGAGCCUAUUGUGAAGACCAACAGUGCAACAGUACACAUUGAGUGUCAGUAUUUAAGGUUCCACAAUGUGAGCAGCAAAGCCCUCAGUCCUACCCGGAUCCCCUUUGUUGCCACAAAGAUGAGUGAGGAACGUCUGGCUUUCUCCUUAAAGCUUAUGACUGACAACUGGAGGUUUGCCAGACCUUCUAAUGUGUACUUUUUUGGCGACACACUGAACAUUGAGGCUUCAGUUCUGUACAAUUAUGGGCCUUUGCGCGUUUUUGUGGACUACUGCGUGGCCUCCUUGGUACCUGAAGCAAAUGAACCUCCCAUCUAUGGUGUAAUUGAGAAUCAUGGGUGCUUGAUGGACUCGAAGCAAACACAUUCCAAUUCUAAAUUCUUGGCCAGAGUCCAGAAUGACAAACUUUACUUUCAACUGAAGUCUUUUCGCUUUGCACAGCAGGAACAAGGUCCAAUCUUCUUAACCUGCAUGUUGAGAGCAAUUGCAGUCCCAGCAGCUGUGGAUGCUGAAAACAAAGCUUGUUCUUUCUCAGAUAACAGAUGGACAUCUGCUGAUGGCAACGAUGAGGUUUGCAGCUGUUGUGACACCACUUGUUCUUUAAGAAAGGGACGGGCUCUAAAAGGUUCAGAGCACCAAGAUGUUGUUACAGUUGGUCCGGUAGUUUUCAAAGAAUAUCGCUUAACUUCUGAUGUUCCUUCAGACCAGACAACAAUUAAUGGUAUGAUCUCUCAUUAA